AUGGUAUACAUUACGCUUCCGGUCGCGUACACGUUGUUGUACGUGACAGUGGUCUCUUUUGCAGCGGUUGUAGUGGUGCUUCAGAGUUGUUCCAAUGGGCGCCUCGUGGAGACAGUGAGGGAGAGCCUGUUCCAUCCCAGCGAAGAGUUGCUUUCUUCGCGGGGUCAGCACGGCUGGGUGUCGCUCAUGCUCUCGCUCGUGGCGUCGUUCAUGGGUAACUGGGUUCUGUUUCUGCCUUUGGACGCCGGCGCGUAUUACGGGUGGCCAGGCAUCACUGGCUACGCCAUCGCCAGUUGUCUUCCCUAUGUGGUGCUGCUCUGGUUUGCCCCGUUAGUUAAGAGGAUGACUUUGACAGAGGGAUUCGCAGGGACGGACUACCUCGUCUCGCGUUACGGCCGCACGGUGCAGGUGGGCGCGACGCUCGUUUCUCUUUGUUUCAUGUUUGUCUGCCUGUCCAUGGAACUUACUACAGUUGGAAUCACCAUGAGAGCCGUGACGGGCGGCGCGUUCCCCGUUUUCGCGGCGGUCAUACCUAUCGCGCUCGUGACACUCGCCUACACGACCUACGGCGGUCUGCGAGCCUCGAUCAUGACUGACGUGUACCAGGGAGGCCUUAUUGUCGGCUUGCUGGUGCCGCUUCUGGUAACCGUGUGCCUCACAGGGAAGAAGGGUGUGGAGGAACUGGGGGGCGCGGCGACUGAGGCGUUCUCGACGCCGCUUUCCAGGCAGUACAUUGCUGGAGCCGUGCUAAUCGUCAGUAUCUGGCCAACGUUUCUGUUUGAUCAAGGCAUUUGGCAGCGCGUGUGGGCGGGGAAGUCUGUGAGGGACGUGCGAAUCGCGUUGGGUGGGGCCGGGGCGUUGGCGUUUGUCUGCGUCUUUUUGUCCGGGGCCAUGGGAAUCGUCUGCCGGGAGGAGGCACUGGCCUAUGCGCAGCAGCAAAACGAAGAAAACGUGAGUGUUUUUGCGUAUCUCGCGCAGACGCUUCCGGCCGCGUGGGUCGGCGUGCUUACUGUCCUGGCAGUGACAUGUGUGUCGUCAUCAGUCGACACGUUUCAAACGGCGCUCGCGUCCGUUUUCGCCCAGGAUCUCAUUCGGAAACAACUUUCCUUCAACUGGGCACGCGUGUUAAUCGUCUGCUUGAACGUGCCCGCAAUCCUCGUCGCCGCACUUCAGCUGGACGUUCUCAUGCUCACAAUGAUCGCCAACGUCAUGUGUGUCAUCGGCGCCGGGCCACUCGUUGCCAGCGCGUGGACGAAGACAAACCGAGUGGGAAUGAUUGGAGGAUUUUGCCUUGCCUUCCUCGCAUUCCUUACCUGUGGAUGGAUUACGACAGGCGAUUUUGUACAAGGUGUCGCGUUCAUUGCGCCGGUGGACUUCUCCGACGUGCCCUACCUUGUUGCUUUCAUUCUCGUUCCUCUCAUCGGCGCGGUGUCAACUGUCGGCGUGAGCUGUCUGUACACCUGGUUUUGUGCGCGCUGCCUUCGGCCAAGCAAGGAAACAAGUAAAGUGCUGUCGCGCCACGUGGAAAUCAGCGACAUGUUGGCUGCAUCAGAACAGAAAAUGCAGUCGAACGUGAGCAGCGCAGUCUCCUUAGAGAAGUGCGUCGGCGAUGAGCAAAAAGUCGAAGACGGCGGACCAACGGUGUUCGAGAUUUUUCCGGCAGCCGACAAGUAG
Messenger RNA from Besnoitia besnoiti, 1674 nucleotides. RefSeq names its product transporter, solute:sodium symporter (SSS) family protein. Gene Ontology annotation, cellular component: membrane. Gene Ontology annotation, molecular function: transmembrane transporter activity. Bases 1 to 1674 code for a protein of 557 amino acids. The record is from RefSeq and is a predicted model, not a curated record. NCBI's taxonomy places the organism in Eukaryota, Apicomplexa, Conoidasida, Eucoccidiorida, Sarcocystidae. The transcript has a single exon. Gene Ontology annotation, biological process: transmembrane transport.